AUAAUUCAUGAACAUUUGAUUUAGCAAUACGAGACCGGAGGUUGGACGAAUAAGCGAUGGACCAAUGGGAGUGGAGAGCGUAGAAAUGGAAGGUCUUAAUGGCUUCCUCUUUGCUUUUUGCAGUUGAAACUUGAAACUGUCCUACCACCCCUGACUGCUCUCAAUAACCCACAAAUCUAAAAUAUAUUAAUUAUUUUAUAUAAGCAAUGGAAAGGAAUCCCAAAGAUUAUGAGAGAGAAAGAGACGACAGAAAGUGAAUAUAAAUACCAGAAAAAGAAACAAUGAUGUGCCACACAAACCACUCAACACCUUUCUCUUCUGAUAGAGAAAGCAAAAGAAAAACAAAUAAAAAUAAAAAUCUCUCCUCUUUCAUAGUUUGAUUACAUUAAAUUCCUUCCUCUCUUUCAUCUUUUUUUUUUUUUCUUGUCUUAAACCCAAAGUGAUGGUCUGAUUGUUUUUCCCUCUUGGGAUUCUUGGGUUUUUCUUUUAAUAUAUUCAUGGGGAGGAACUAGUGGAAAGUAGAGACUUUUUUUUUUUUUUAAUCUAUCUAAUGAUGGAAUGCUUUUUUUGGGUUAUUUGUCUCCUGAUAAGUGCAAGAAAUGGCUAUAUCUCCAUGAAGGAAUGAAAGACCUUUUUCCCUGCACAUCCUUUGAACUAUGCAAUGCAAAGGAGAUGGAGAGCAAAAGACUGUGUAAAACAUCAUUUCAAGACUCAGUUAUUCGAGGAUGCAAGAUUUGAUAUCAAUUAAUGUAUUUGUUCAAUUUUUACGAGGAAAAGAUGUUGGUAGGAGAUUUUGAUAUGAAUUCGAUGCCACGAGACACUGAUUCACUUAAAGAUGUUUUCAAGCAGACCAUGCUUGAUCAAGAGAUCAUAUUCAGAAAGCAGGUCUGUGAGCUCCAUCGUUUGUAUAGUGUUCAGAAGACUCUAAUGAAGGAUCUUACAACACCGGAGCUUGAAAAGUACAAUUCAUGGAAAGCAAAUCUACAAUCUUUUCCCCAAAAAACAAGAUUGCCCACAAAUCCAAUUCCCAUGUUAGAGUCGGGAGUAUCUUCAAGUCUGGAGUUGUUAGAAGGGUGGAAGGACAAUAACUAUAAGUAUCAGCCUAGGCCUUUCGACCGUCAACUUGUACCUGAUCGGUAUAUUCACCUUGGAGAUAAUAAUAACCUUCCAAAAAAAGUAAAGGUUGGAGAUCACUUAAAGGAAACUUUGGGAGUAAAUUCUGUCCAUGAUGGUGGUUUCUCGGAUCCACUGGAGUUGAGGCUUUCUCUAAGCCUAGGAGUGGCCAAGGGGAAAAAGGAAGAUAAACAGAGAAGCAGGUGUGACAAGAAAACUAAUACCUUCUCUAGAAUUGUGAUUGAUCUGGAAGAAUCUACCGAGAGGACCUCAGAUGAGGAUGCAAAAAAUUCACCUUUUGAUUUUGCUGCAAAAGUUACUUAUUCUGGAGGAAAGCAUGAUUCACAAGUUGCAAUAAAUUCUAAUCCAAUCACUUCAGGAUGCAUGAAGAAAGAUUUAUCUUAUAAGAUAGCUGAGACUAGCUCCUUUGUCGGGGAUAGAAACUACCAAGACUGGAGUGAUUCUGAUCAAGGAUUAAAAUGCCACAGAAAUAUGCUACACAAAAACCUUUUGACCAGGAAGCAACAGUUCACUUCAUGUGGAAUGGGAAAUGUGGACCUUAAUGAAGUCCAGCUUGAUGAUUUGUCUUGUGAGUCUGAUGAUGCCAUAGUGGUCAAUCCUCUAAUGACUAGCUCGUCAUGUGGUUUUAGUGGACUGGUUAGCAAGAAUCAUGAAGCCAUGUGUCCAAUUAUACUUUGGGGAAAAGAAAUUAAGGAGUUCCCCAACGGCACUUCUGAGAUGAUUCAACAAGAAGAUGGUGUAAAACUUGAUUUAAUUAAUUCCAAUAACAAAGACAGGAGAACAGAAGUUCAAGUCAGAAAUUCUGAACAUUGUGGAAGGAAUGAAUGUGGAAUCAGUCUUAAUAAUCCUGCAUCUGAAUCCAGCCCCCGAAUAAACAUGCCUGAGGACCGUUGCAGCCAUGGUGGAAUCACAAAGAAGGGAAGGGAUGAGCUGAUACUGAAACUACAAAAUGGUUCUGCUCAUGGUCUGAACCCUGCAUGUUUUGUAGCUACACAAUUUGGUUGUGAGAAGACUGAAGAAGAGGAGAAUGUGUCGAUAUAUUCCGAUAAAGUUCAAAUUACUAUUGAAGAUGAACAUCAUGAUGCGUCUCCUCACUCAGGGAAGUUUAGUUGCAUUUCAGAUAAUGAUUCUAGUCCUAUAAGGACUAUGGAAUCUGGAAUUCAAUCCUGUAAUUCAACUAUUCCUGCUUCUGAUCAAUUUUCGGGAACCCAUGGGAGACCUAAAGUUGCAGAAACUUUAUCAGGUGAGCAGGAUCAAAGAUCUUCUGGCAGUAAUGAAAUGAAACAUGAGUGUUGCUAUAACAGGGAAGAAUCAGCCGAAGUGGAUGAUUUGAUCCAUAUAGCAGCUGAAUCACUUAUCCAUAUCUCCUUGGAGAGCUCAGCUUGCUAUCAGGAAUCUUCAACCCAGGCAGCAUCGAAUGAGUUAGAGAAUGAGGACAAGGAGCAGCCACAACGUUCUAUUGAUUCUUUUGAGUUAAUGACUUUGGAACAGGCAGAAACUGGUGCUGAUGAAUAUUCUGUAACAUCGAAGCCAUUUGAAGUAAGUGAUGGACAGACAAAAGAUUUUGGUAUCAAGUUGAGAAGAGGAAGAAGACUAAAGGAUUUUCAAAAGGACAUACUUCCGGGCCUCGCAUCUCUUUCUAGACAUGAAAUUUGUGAAGAUAAAAACAUUCUUGAGGGAGUUUUAAGAUCCAGGGAGUACAAGAAAAUGAGAGCCAAGAUGGCUAUUGGAGAGAACUGGUGCACACCGGUGAGAAGUAGACAGUCAAGGCUCAAUUAUGUUGGAAGAAAAACUUUUAGAUAAUAUUCUAGUUCACGUUGGAAACUUAAUCAGAUUUUUAACGUAAAUGUAUUGUGUAAUCCAACAUCUGUUAACUGCAAAUGAUCUUUUAACUAUUUUCUGAUAUAUGAUUCGACCUUUCAAUUGGUA
Gossypium arboreum is the source of this 3063-nucleotide messenger RNA. RefSeq lists its product as uncharacterized. NCBI's taxonomy places the organism in Eukaryota, Viridiplantae, Streptophyta, Magnoliopsida, Malvales, Malvaceae. The record is from RefSeq and is a predicted model, not a curated record. The transcript is spliced from 6 exons. The coding region runs from base 748 to 2937 and encodes 729 amino acids.